AGGGAGGGAAGGCGGGAGGGAGGGAGGGAGCGGUGGUUGAGUGUUUCUCUCUGUUACCAGUGUCCGGGCCGAGGCCCGGAGUCAAAGGGCCUCAUCAUGGGCAAGAGACAGCACCAGAAGGACAAGAUGUACAUUACCUGUACAGAAUACACAAACUUCUAUGGGGGCAAGAAAACAGUUAUCCCACAGGCCAAUUUCCGCCGUUUGCCCUUUGAUCACGGCAGCUUGUCUCUUCAGCCUUUUGAGUACCCGGUGUGUACCCCUGAUGGAAUGGUAUUUGACCUCUUGAGUAUCAUGCCAUGGAUAAAGAGAUAUGGAACCCAUCCAACUACUGGAGAGAAACUGGAAGCUAAAUCGCUGAUCAAGUUGAAUUACCACAAAAACAGUGAAGGAAAGUACCACUGCCCAGUGAUGUACUCCGUCUUCACAAACAAUUCUCAUAUUGUGACCAUCAAGGCUACAGGAAACGUGUACUCGUUUGAGGCUGUGGAACAGUUGAAUAUUAAGACCAAGACGUACAAAGACCUGUUGAAUGAUGAACCUUUCAAACGCAACGAUAUUAUCACACUGCAGGAUCCUGCAAAUGUGGACAAAUUUAAUAUUACCAACUUUUUCCACGUUAAAAAUAACUUGAAGGUUCCUGAUCCAGAGGAAGAGAAAGCAAAACAGGACCCAUCUUAUUAUUUGAAAACCACCAGUCUGGAAAUGAGGGAAACACUGACGGAACUUUACAAAGAUUAUAAGGGAGAUGAAAUGCUGGCAGCAACUAUGAAAGAGCCUGAAAAGAAGAAGGUGGAUAAGAUGAAUGCGGCACAUUACUCAACAGGGAAGGUCUCCGCUUCCUUCACUUCCACUGCAAUGACACCAGAAACUAUGCAUGAAGCAGCUGCGGUUGAAGACAAUACAGUGCGAUACCGCUAUGUCAAGAAGAAAGGUUACGUCCGACUGCACACAAGUAAAGGGGAUGUGAAUCUGGAGCUGCACUGUGAGAUGACUCCGAAGGCUUGUGAAAACUUCAUUAAAUUGUGCAAAAAGGAAUAUUACAAUGGAACAAUCUUCCACAGAUCGAUUCGAAACUUCAUGAUUCAAGGAGGAGACCCCACUGGUACUGGCACUGGUGGAGAAUCGUACUGGGGAAAACCAUUCAAGGAUGAAUUCAAACCCAAUCUCUCACACACAGGACGAGGUGUCCUCAGCAUGGCCAACUCAGGGCCAAACACCAAUAAGUCCCAGUUCUUCAUCACAUUCCGUUCCUGCAAAUACCUGGACAAGAAACACACUGUGUUCGGAAGAGUGGUUGGUGGGUUUGAGACGCUGACUGCCAUGGAGAAUGUAGAGAGUGAUCCGAAGACAGAUCUGCCACAUGAGGAGAUCCGACUUGAGCGGACGUCAGUCUUUGUAGAUCCCUUUGAAGAGGCAGACGUUCUGAUUGCAGCAGAAAGAGAGAAAUUACAAGAAGAGGAAGAAAAGGAGUUGGCAAAAUCAAAGCCGAUUCAGCCCAAAAACGACGCUCCGAAAACCUACCGGCAAGGGAUUGGGAAGUACAUCAACAUGGCAGCUACUAAGCGACCAGCAGCCAAUCAGGACAGCAGCCCCUCCACCAGCAGCAGCGCCAGCAGCAGCGCCAAUCCAAAUGCCAACGCCAAGAAAAUCAAAGGAGCAACUGGUUUUGGCAACUUCAGCUGCUGGUAGAACGUGUCCUAAGGAGCAGCAGCAAGAACAACUGCAGAAACCAGCUCCGCGGCUCGCAGGCCUCUCACAGCAGGGAGUCAGUCGCUUUUUAUUCACAAGGAAUUUUAAAUAAGUGACUUUGCAUUUUUCCGCUAAGUUAAAGAUCUCUGUUGUGGCGAGGGGAGAGGGGGUCAAUUGUAUCUGUUAAACGUUAAAGCUUCCAUUUCCAGUGUGAAGCACAAGACAGAAUUUAACUGCGGUAUUUUACUUUCAUAUUGACCUGAAGGCUCAAGGUUUCUCCCCUAAUGGGUUUUCGUCUUGCUUUGUCUUGUGCUGCGGUUGUGUCUGCUCGACUGUGUCGAUGAGAUCAACCAUCAUUUCUCAUUUUGAAAAUACAUUUUCCACAGUGGCUUAAUUAAACUCCACUGAUUCCUGUCUGUGAUGAUUCAUCCCAUUGUUUGAUGCAGAAUCCCAUCGAGUUCAAGCUCUCUCGGCAGGAAGGUGCAGAACAUUCUCCUGCGUUUGUUCCAGUGAAAUAAGUAACUGCACGGUCAGCUCGGGACACGCUCAUCCUGAAAACAUCUUGUUUGUUGUUACAAUCGACUUUGUGGGGAAUUUGCAGAGAGCCUGACGUGCCCCAAACACGUCAAUCUGUCUCUCGUGAGGUUUGCAACGCAGCCCUAGGUUACUGUAAAAAAACACUGUUGCAGUUGUUUGCUACUAACCAAAGGAUUUGAACUCACUAACUGUUGCCCGACUCACUUUAACAUGAACCAUUUUGUUCGAGUAAUUUUAUUAACUUGCAAAGCCAGUUAGCCAGGCCUGGAGCCAGGCGCUGGUUAACCCCGGAUGUCGGGUAAAUCGAAGUAAACGCCCGGCCUCGAUUCAUGUGUAUUCUUACCUGUUUUAAAUAUGGCGGUUACCCUGGACAAAAUGCCGCGCUGGUCUCCACUGGCUGCACUAAGUCGGCCUUUCUGUGUCUCCAUUCAGCCACGAGGGGCUCUAGGAUGGAGAUGGGAGGAGUCGAAGGUUGAUUGACAUCGGUCUCCAGCCAUUCACAAACAGCUGGAUUUGGGCUGUCAAUCAGUGAGGGAAAUUGUGAUUGAUUGACAGCUGAGAUGCUUGUGAGUAGGUGGAGCCCAAACAUUCAUAAGCAACUCCGAGGCUGUCAGUCACCUCGGAGCCAUCGCUAAUUGGUCCUCUUCCCGUCCAGUGGGAGGAAGCCACUCCUCUGUUGGGCGGAGAAGUCCUGGACUGUGUUUUGCAGCCAAACGAAAAGGUAACUCUAUUUCACUGAAUUGUCUGAGAGUAUUUUAACUUUAACCGGUUUAGUUAAAUUGCUUCAAGUGAAACAAUAUUAUUACGUAUUAUUAUACGGCCCUGACACAGCUCCUCUACUGGGCGGGAAAGGUAUUUCAGUUAACCUCGGACACCUCUUAAGUCGGACAAAAUGUCCGUUCCUCUUAUGCGUCCGGCUUAACUGGCUUCCACCAUGUACAUAAAAAUAUAUGUUACUGUAAUGUGAUGGAGUGAAGGCUCAUCCACAGCAGCAGCUACUGACCCUUUUGACAAACUGUGGUUUUAGCUGGUUAGACUCCAGCAGUUACUCCAAAUCACGCUCUGGGGUCCCCAAGCCUUGGCCGUUGCCAAUCCUCGCCUAAUACUCUCUGGAAUUAGGUAAACAGAAUACAUCCCUCCAGGGAGCGAGAGAGAGAGAGAGAGAGUGCAUUCCAUUCAAACAAUCUUAUCUCUGGGAUUUCCAGGUGUAGUUGGGAUGCAUGGAAUCCUCCAUUUGGUUUGGAUACACUUAAGCAGAGCGACGGGUUUCCGCCUGUGUCAGGCACCUGGUUGACCGAAACACUUUUGACAGGUGAGGAGGCAACGUGAGUUUGCCUAACCAAGCUAUCUUGUUGCCAUGGUAAUGAGCCCUCAUGUGCAGUGCCUCGGUCUCUCUCCCGCUGGUCGUUGCUCCCACUCGCUGGUCUCACAAUGCUCGCUACAAGAUAUGGAAACUCCAGCUGUCACCUGACGAGCAGUCACUGCUCAAUCAUUAUGACACAAAUGUGUGUACAACAUUACUGAGCAGCCUCCGUCAACCAGGACCUUCUGUUAUUUGCAUUGUUAACAAUGUGUGAUUAUUCUGUUCACUAAUCGGAAUCUUUGAGGCUCACAAUCAUUCACUGACCAGAAAUACAGCACGGACGGAGACGACUCUGUCAGGCAGUCAACUACUUGAUGAUUUAUUUGAAAUUGUAACAGCGGUAGCCUUGCAAACCAUUCACGUUUUGUAACGUGCAGGUGUGAUUAUCUACGGAUCAGAUCCAGAUGUACAUUUUUCUCAGUCAUUUUGAAAGAACCAAAUGGACUUCAAGCUGAAGGUUGACGAGAGCGACUCCAUGCUUCGGUCCACAAUACUCACAUUAGGGAUGAGGAGCAGAUCUACCUCAUCGUGGGAGACAUUUGCCUGAUGUUGUGUUGAACUAUUGUACUUUGAGCUCUUGUUGGGACCUGUGUUAGUUGUAGCCAUGAGUCAAACUGAUCAAUAGAUUCAUUAUUCUAAAUAUAUAUCACGGAAAGAUCCACAUCAUCCGAACUGAGAUCCCGCUGCGGGAUAUUGAUCUGAAUAGUGUAAUGGAGAUGGUUAUUAGAAGACGUCAUAAGAACAUAAGAAUUUGCUCCGCGAAAGAAGACCGAGGUCCAUCUAUCUCGCCUUCCACCAUCCUGGCAGUCACUUGACGUAUUGUUAAUGUUAAUGACAUAUCACUUGCAAAUUAACCCUUUGAAUGCCUUUCUUAGGACACCCAUUCUGUACGUUCUCACACACUGAUGCAAAAUCAUUUUCGCAGUGAAAGUUGUUCAGAAUCAUUUUUAUUGUUACCCUGAGCUACUAGAAUACCAGUCAAAAACAUUUAAAGGUAACAUUUGAAAAACAGUACUUGCAUUUAACCUGUUCCAUUACUCCUAUUUUUUUUCUACUUUAGGUAUAAUAUUUUUACCCAAUGUUUCUGCUGUUAAAACCCAUCACUUAUGGUUCCUGCUUCCAAAGUCCAUUUCAAAAGGUGCGAGAGUAUCUCUUCUUAAAAAAAAAUUUUCUCAGAAUUGUCUCUUUUGCAACCAGUCACAGGUUAUUAAAGGAUCACAAAUUUACAUCAUUUGCAUCAUAGAAAUUCCCUUCAACCUGGAAUUAAAGAAUAUGUUGAGACAAGAGACCGUGAACAUGAAGCAUGAAGGAAACUGUUUCACCUUGAUGUACAUUUAAAUUGUUAGCAAUCCUACAAGUUGUCAAAUGCUCUGAUUUUACAAUCUGUAUCGACUCUGCAGUAAGUAGGAUUCGCUUCCAGAUAAACCAUUUCUUCAUUUAGACUCCCAUAAUAAUGAGUUGUUCAAAACAAGGCUGAGGAGUGAAGUGUAAAUAUAUUUGUUUAAUUCCUAGAUUUAACAGUAAUCAGAAUGAUUUACUUUAGUAACAGGCCUGUUGCUUUCCUGAUUGGCCUUGUUUUUGUAUUUGACAAAACAUGAUGUGUCUGAGCUUUGUCUUCUCUCUGAUCUAUCCGAAGGGCACCUCUGACUAAUGCAAGAAGAGGCUUAAAUAAAAUUUAUGAUAAAAUGAAA
This is a messenger RNA of Callorhinchus milii (elephant shark), 5283 nucleotides long. It is a transcript of the gene ppil2, whose product is annotated as peptidylprolyl isomerase (cyclophilin)-like 2. Gene Ontology annotation, cellular component: catalytic step 2 spliceosome. NCBI's taxonomy places the organism in Eukaryota, Metazoa, Chordata, Chondrichthyes, Chimaeriformes, Callorhinchidae. The record is from RefSeq and is a predicted model, not a curated record. The coding region runs from base 97 to 1692 and encodes 531 amino acids. Gene Ontology annotation, molecular function: ubiquitin-ubiquitin ligase activity; peptidyl-prolyl cis-trans isomerase activity. Gene Ontology annotation, biological process: protein polyubiquitination; protein folding; protein peptidyl-prolyl isomerization. The transcript is spliced from 20 exons.